UUGUCAUUCGUGCUCAUUGUCGCUGUCGUCUCCACUCCACCACUCAGUUGCGGAUCUUCCAGCGUUGCGAGCAGAGCGAAACAGCAUAGAACAGAACCGAGUUCAAUACCCAAUCGCAUCCCAAAUAUGUGGUGGAGCCGUAAGUUAGCCUCAAGGUGUCUCCGCCUCCAUCGGGCCAAGAGCACCGCCUCCAGCGAACCGGAGCAAACGCUGGGCAUCAUUGGAGUGCCCUUCGCCAAGGGACAGGGCAAACAGGGCGUGGAGCUCGCUCCGGAUCUCCUCCGGCAGAGCAGCCUGCGUCAGGUGCUGCAGAGCAGUCAUGAUGGCCUGGUGAUACGGGACUACGGUAAUCUGCAGUAUGCCGUGGACGAGCCCCUUCUCCAGCAGCAGCGGGUGCACUACCACCACAUCCGGAACUACGCGGACUUUAUGGCCUGCAAUCGGGCUCUGAUCGAGCAGGUGAAGCUGAUGCUGGCGGAGAACUCGCAGUUCCUGGCCAUUGGCGGCGAUCAUGCGAUUGGGUUCGGUGAGUGUCCAUUCCAUCCAAUCCUCCGUCCAGAAAUCGAAUGGGAAUCUCUUGCAGGAUCGGUGGCCGGUCACCUGCAGCACACGCCAAAUUUAUCGCUGGUCUGGAUCGAUGCGCAUGCGGACAUCAAUCUGCAUAGCACCUCGCAGUCGGGCAACAUCCAUGGGAUGCCCGUGUCCUUCCUCCUGGAACAACUCCGUACCACCUGGCAGCACGCCGGCCUCCAGGACAUCGCGCCCAACUGUUUGCCCAAGGAUCAGUUGGUUUACAUCGGACUGCGGGACAUUGACCCCUACGAGGCGUUCAUAUUGAACAAAGUCGGGAUACGCUACUAUGCGAUGGAUACCAUCGACCGUGUGGGCGUGCCCAAGAUCAUCGAGAUGACCCUGGACGCCCUCGAUCCGCAGAACAAGAUCCACGUGAGCUUCGACAUCGACGCCCUGGACAGCAACGUGGCGCCCAGCACCGGGACCGCCGUGCGCGGCGGGCUCACCCUGCGCGAGGGCAUCAGCAUCGUGGAGGCGCUGAGGGACACCAAGCGGGUGCAGGGCGUCGACCUGGUGGAGAUCAACCCGAAGCUGGGCAGCGAGCGCGACGUGCGCACCACCGUGGAGUCCGGCCUGGAGAUCCUGAAGAGCAUGUUCGGCUACCGGAGGUCCGGCAAGUGGAGCAACAUCGACACUGGGAUCCUGGGCAGCGAUUGAGCCAAGGAAAACAUACAGUUCUUGUGCUUAUCAAUAUUUAUGUACAACAUUCUUGCCAUAUUUGUGUGUGCUUUUUUUUUCGUAUCUUAAUGAAAGAAUAAACAAGAAAUUAGUUUAAAGAGAA
Messenger RNA from Drosophila takahashii, 1354 nucleotides. RefSeq names its product arginase (gene arg). Gene Ontology annotation, cellular component: cytosol; cytoplasm; nucleus. The record is from RefSeq and is a predicted model, not a curated record. NCBI's taxonomy places the organism in Eukaryota, Metazoa, Arthropoda, Insecta, Diptera, Drosophilidae. Gene Ontology annotation, molecular function: manganese ion binding; arginase activity.